CGCGGCGGCCCGGACAGCGCGCGCCGCCUCGCGCUUGUCCUCCGUCCGCCCCCGUCGGCCGGGCCCAGGCGCCCCACUCGGGCCGGCCGGCUCGCGGGCUCGCUCGCCCCGCCCUCCAGCCCCCCUGCCCCCCGCGCCGCAGCUGGGCGCUUGCGCGGGGCGCGUGGCUGCGGCCGGGGUCUCCGCAGCCGCCGGUGCCGCCGUCGCUGCAGACGCCUCAGUCAGUCAGUCGGUCCCCAGCAAUGGCGGAAGGAGGUGAGCGAGAGGAGCUGCUCUCGCCGCCGCCGGUCUCCCCGGCCAAGCGCCUGUGCUCGUGGCCCAGCCCGCAGGCUCAGCACCCUCGCGGGUCGCCGGGGGCGGCGGGCGGCGGGGCGGGGGGCGGCGGCGGCAGCUGCCUGCCCCCGGGGGCCCGCCCCCACCUGCAGCCGGAGUCCUUGCUGGACUGCGCCGCCAAGACGGUGGCGGAAAAGUGGGCGUACGAGCGGGUGGAGGAGCGCUUCGAGCGGAUCCCGGAGCCCGUGCAGCGCCGCAUCGUCUACUGGUCCUUCCCGCGGAAUGAGCGGGAGAUCUGCAUGUACUCCAGCUUCCAGUACCGCGGCGGCCCUGGCGCCGGCGCGGCGGGCGGCGCCGCGGGGGCUCUGCCGGCCGAGGAGGGGCCGCCGCCGCCGCCCCCCGGGGCCGCCGCUCCGGCCGGCUCCGCCCCCGGGGCCGCCGCGGCGGGGGCGUCCCCCGGGCUGGGCGCCGGGGCUGGAGCGGCCGGCGGCGGGGGCGGCGAGGGGCUCCCGUUCCGCCGGGGCAUCCGUCUGCUGGACAGCGGCUCCGUGGAGAAUGUGCUGCAAGUCGGCUUCCAUCUCAGCGGCACAGUAACUGAGCCGGCCACUGCUUCUGAACCAGCAGUGACUUACAAAGUUACCAUCAGUUUUGAUCGAUGCAAAAUCACUUCGGUGACAUGUGGCUGUGGGAACAAAGACAUCUUCUACUGUGCUCACGUGGUGGCGCUCUCGCUCUACAGAAUCCGUAAACCAGACCAAGUCAAGUUGCGUCUUCCCAUCUCGGAAACCCUUUUCCAGAUGAAUAGGGACCAGCUACAAAAGUUUAUUCAGUAUUUAAUCACGGCACACCACACUGAAGUUCUUCCUACUGCACAGAAACUGGCAGAUGAGAUUCUGUCCUCCAACUCCGAAAUCAACCAAGUCAACGGUGCCCCUGACCCCACAGCUGGGGCCAGCAUUGAUGAUGAGAACUGCUGGCAUUUGGAUGAAGAGCAAGUGAAAGAACAAGUGAAGCUCUUUCUCUCCCAAGGUGGUCACUAUGGCUCUGGAAAGCAGCUCAAUUCAAUGUUUGCCAAGGUUCGAGAGAUGCUGCGGAUGAGAGAUUCCAAUGGAGCCAGGAUGCUGACGCUAAUAACUGAGCAGUUUAUGGCCGACCCACGACUCACACUCUGGAGGCAGCAAGGAACAAGCAUGACAGAUAAGUGCAGGCAGCUCUGGGAUGAGCUAGGGGCCUUAUGGGUGUGCAUUAUUUUAAACCCACAUUGCAAAUUGGAGGAGAAGUCUUGUUGGCUGCAGCAACUGCAGAAGUGGAGUGACCUGGACGUCUGUCCCCUGGAGGAUGGGAACUACGGGCACGAGCUGCCCAGCAUCACCAACGCGCUUCCCCAGAAUGCCGGUCACAGCUCAGAUUCUUUAUCCAGACCAAGACGGACAGUGUUCACUAGAGCCAUUGAGGGCCGUGAAUUGCAUUGGCAGGACAGCCACUUACAGCGAAUAAUUAGCAGUGAUAUAUAUAGAGCUCCUGCCUGCCAGCAGGAGAGUGAAAGACUACUCUUUAAUUCCCAAGGCCAGCCCCUGUGGCUUGAGCAUGUGCCUACAGCCUGUGCUCGGGUUGAUGCCCUGCGUUCCCACGGUUACCCAAAAGAGGCUCUCAGACUCACAGUGGCCAUUAUCAAUACUCUGCGGUUGCAGCAGCAGCGACAGCUGGAAAUCUACAAGCAUCAGAAGAAAGAACUGUUGCAGAGAGGAACCACAACCAUCACAAACCUGGAAGGCUGGGUGGGCCACCCACUGGAUCCCAUCGGCUGCCUGUUUCUCACUUUGACGGAGGCCUGCCGCCUGAAUGAUGAUGGUUAUCUGGAAGUGUCAGAUAUGAAUGAAAGCAGACCCCCUGUGUACCAGCAUGUGCCUGUGGCUGCAGGCAGCCCAAAUGGCAGUGAGUCCUACCUGUCCUUGGCCCUGGAAGUUGCUCUAAUGGGGAUGGGUCAACAGAGGGUGAUGCCCGAAGGCCUCUAUGCACAGGACAAGGUGUGCCGCAAUGAGGAGCAGCUCCUGAGUCGACUUCAAGAGCUGCAUCUGGAUGAUGAGCUCGUGCAAACACUGCAGAAACAGUGCAUCUUACUACUGGAAGGAGGCCCCUUCAGUGGUCUGGGAGAAGUCGUCCACCGAGAGAGUGUUCCCAUGCAUACUUUUGCCAAGUAUUUGUUCUCAGCUCUGCUUCCUCACGAUCCAGACCUGUCCUACAAAUUAGCCUUACGUGCCAUGAGGUUACCUGUUCUAGAAAACUCAACUUCUGCAGGCGACACUUCCCACCCUCACCAUAUGGUAUCUGUGGUGCCCAGCCGUUACCCUCGCUGGUUCACGCUUGGACACUUGGAAUCCCAGCAGUGUGAACUGGCCUCCACCAUGCUGACUGCUGCCAAAGGGGACACUCUGAGGCUCCGAACAAUCCUGGAAGCAAUACAGAAGCACAUCCAUUCUUCCUCCCUCAUCUUCAAACUGGCCCAAGAUGCAUUCAAGAUUGCUACGCCCACGGACAGUAGUACAGACAGUACCCUGCUCAACGUGGCCCUGGAGCUGGGGUUACAGGUGGUGAGGAUGACUUUAUCAACCCUUAACUGGAGGCGCCGGGAGAUGGUGCGGUGGUUGGUGACGUGUGCUACGGAAGUGGGUGUGCGGGCCCUGGUGAGCAUCUUGCAGAGCUGGUACACCCUCUUCACCCCCACGGAGGCGACCAGCAUCGUGGCUGCCACGGCCGUAUCCCACACCACUCUCCUGCGCCUCAGUCUUGACUACCCACAGCGGGAGGAGCUGGCCAGCUGCGCCCGCACUCUGGCCCUGCAGUGCGCCAUGAAGGACCCGCAGAGCUGUGCCCUGUCCGCCCUCACCCUCUGUGAGAAAGACCACAUCGCCUUCGAAGCAGCCUACCAGAUCGCCAUUGAUGCCGCCGCCGGGGGCAUGACGCACUCGCAGCUGUUCACCAUCGCCCGCUACAUGGAGCUCCGCGGCUACCCGCUGCGUGCCUUCAAGCUGGCCUCCCUGGCCAUGAGCCACCUCAACCUGGCCUACAACCAGGAUACCCACCCAGCCAUCAACGAUGUGCUCUGGGCCUGUGCCCUCAGCCACUCCCUGGGCAAGAACGAGCUGGCAGCCCUGAUCCCCCUGGUGGUGAAGAGCGUGCACUGUGCCACAGUGCUGUCAGACAUCCUGCGGCGCUGCACGGUGACGGCGCCCGGCCUGGCCGGCAUCCCGGGCCGCCGCAGCUCGGGGAAGCUCAUGUCCACCGACAAAGCUCCCCUGCGCCAGCUGCUGGAUGCCACCAUCAAUGCCUACAUCAACACCACGCACUCGCGCCUGACGCACAUCAGCCCUCGGCACUACGGGGAGUUCAUCGAGUUUCUGAGCAAGGCCCGGGAGACCUUCCUGCUGCCCCAGGACGGCCACCUGCAGUUUGCCCAGUUCAUCGACAACCUCAAACAGAUCUACAAAGGCAAGAAGAAGCUGAUGCUGCUGGUGCGAGAGCGCUUUGGCUGAGAGAGCAGGCGGCUCCCGGCCGGGCAGCCUGGGCUCCCAGGUGCCAUCAGGUCAGGCCAAGGACACAAACAUUUGUCCACCCUGAGAGGACUCUGAGCACCUGUGGCUGAAGCCAAAGGACCACAGGGCUACCCAUGGGGAGAGUCCAGCUCUAGCCAACAUGCCCGCCUUGGCAGUGUUCUCACAACAGCCCACUGUUCCUGGAGGAGCUGGGCCCUGCAGACCGAUCAGAAACCCCACAACGUGCCACCUCACACCCCGCAUCCUGUGUGUCCCGGGCAUUGGCCCUCUCUCCCUUGGCAAACACAGAACCGCUGUUCCGUCUCAGGGAUUGCUUAACCAGAGAAACAGAAGCAUUUAUGAUACUGUAAAUACGAUCGUGUAUGUGUUGCCAAUGACGUUGUAAAGUUGUAACUAUUUAUAACUCGGGUUCUAAUUUGAUGGGUACUUGAAGUAGCUGUGGGUGGGAAGAGGGGCCUGUUUUCUGAGGAGACUCACCACCAUUUCUCAGGUUCCCCUUGCAGAGUACAUGCUGUUGGCCAUGGGAGAGCGGGGGCGGGGAGGAAGCCGGCCAGUUAGAGUCGGUCCGAGGCUAGUCUAUGCAGAAACCCCGGCUUGCGGGGGGGCGUCUGUAGCCCGGGGAAGGGUGAGGGGCAGGGCCCAGGCUGGGCUUUGGCUCUCACGCCUGCUGCGCGCCCGGGGACCACGGGGGACCACGGGCCGGGCGGAGGCGGGGGUCCGGGAGGCCGCGGAGCUGGAACGGCUCCUCCGCCCUGGCCGCCUGUGUGUCGGAGUGUCUGGUUUCAUGGCUGCGUGCGGGUGUGCGUGUGUGCGCGGGUCUGUGUGGGCAGGCGUGUGUGUCUCUGUGCACAGAUACAUCCGCGCCCGUGUGCGCGCACCUGCGUCCCUGUGAAGACCUGUGUGCUGGGCGGUGGGUUCUUUGUGAGGGAGACGCGUUGUGACCACAGAAGACUCUGUGUGUGUGUGUGUGUGUGUGUGUGUGUGUGUGUGAUGUCUGUCGAUGCAUCGUGAGUGUGUACCAUGAGUGCACGUGUAUAGGUGUGUCUGUGUGUGUCUUUCUCUGCAUGUCCACCGUCGCUGCGUCUGUGCAUUCGUACUCGAGGCGCUGCAUGAGGUGCCCCUUCUCCUGCCGGCGGCGCCUCCCCGGCCCUCUCCUCCUCUGCCCAGCUCGGCGCCUCCUGUCUUCACCGGCUGGCCAAACCAGCUUCUAAACCCUGGUCUCGCUCUGCCCCGAGCGGCUCCUCCAGCGCCACGUUUCUCUUCCCACCCUGUGCUUGCUUUUGCCUCCCCUGCCGCCUUCUACCUCAAGCUUCCUCUGCCUGCUUUUGUCACAGUCCCGUGGGUCGCUGACUUGGAGGCUGCCGCUGGAUGGCGUGUGGCCUCUCCCUCUCCGACUCGUUUGCAGCCCGAGGGGCAGCUGGUCCUAGCCCCGGCUGACUUCCACGGUGUAUCACCUUCCUGCUCCCUUCUCGGCCCCUCUGCCCCACCUGGACGUGUCGUAGGAGGCCUCGAGGGCGUUCCCAAGAGUCGUCUAGAUGCCAGUGUCUUGGUGUUUGCUGUUUUCAUGUUUUAGUUCCCCGCGUAGGGUGGGUUGCCAUAGGAAGGGGUGUGUAGCUAGAGUGUGAACUAAGGGCCUCUGUCUGCUUCCUUUUCCUUUCUCUGACAAACUGUGUCACUUUUUUUUUUUCCCUCCACACUAACGGAUAAGUUGUAUUUGCUGUUUGUGGCUACUGAAGUCUUACUGUCCAGCCGUGGGCCCUACAACCUCUCAGCCCAAUAGGUUGGUUUAAAAAAAAAAAAAAAAAAGACGCCACGCCCAUUUCUGUAUCACAAUUGCUGUUUUUUAGCAAGUGUGUGAACUCACAGUGCUUUUCUAUGAAUAAAUCAUGGAUCACAGAAAAGAUCAUUUUCCUAAAA
This is a messenger RNA of Sus scrofa (pig), 5744 nucleotides long. The record is from RefSeq and is a predicted model, not a curated record. NCBI's taxonomy places the organism in Eukaryota, Metazoa, Chordata, Mammalia, Artiodactyla, Suidae.